GUUAAUUAUCCACCUGUUUUCACGCACAUUAAUUAUGCAAGUUUGUAUUCAGUCCCACGUACGUACAUCCGCAAGGGAUGUGGCUGGGCUGGCCACAGCAAAGUCUAAAAAACAAUGCUUCCUUUGUCUUACAGGUUGUAUUUCUGGGGUGUCCAUGGAGUGUUUGCAGAGAUAGUGUUUACUGGACUAUGGGACUUUGUUGUGAGUCAUCGUUGGUCCCUCAUGGGUGCUACCUCCAUCUGGUCGUUCCUCAUCUAUGGCUUUGGAUCUCUGGCUGCUGAGAGACUCUACUACAGCUUCCAUUCACGAGGGAUGCCCCUACUUGUCAGGGGGGCUGCAUACGUGAUGGCUGUAUACGCUUGGGAGCUGAGCUGUGGUUUACUAUUAGACUGUUUUGGAGGGAGGGGAUGGGACUACACAAGCUUCAGCUACAACUUUAUGGGUAUUAUCACUUUGGAGUAUGCUCCACUGUGGCUGCUUGGAGGACUAUACUUCGAGUUCCUCAUGAGAGCUCUCUCUAGACUAGAAGUCAAACCAUUAUGGAAACUAAGACUCAAAAACAGUUAAAAAUUAUUUAUAUACUUUUUUGAUUGAAAGCUAGCCUACAUGUAGCUACAAUUGUCUAUAACAUUGACGUAAGGUUAUACACACAGUUAUUGUAAUUAUAGACACAAACUAUUUUUGUAAUAAUUAUUUUUGACCUAAUAAUAAUUUUUGUCCAUAA
Halichondria panicea is the source of this 724-nucleotide messenger RNA. Its product is annotated as transmembrane protein 229B-like. The transcript has 2 exons. The coding region runs from base 115 to 567 and encodes 150 amino acids. The record is from RefSeq and is a predicted model, not a curated record. Lineage: Eukaryota; Metazoa; Porifera; Demospongiae; Suberitida; Halichondriidae.